This is a messenger RNA of Sabethes cyaneus, 1707 nucleotides long. Its product is annotated as elongation factor 1-alpha 2. The record is from RefSeq and is a predicted model, not a curated record. Gene Ontology annotation, biological process: translational elongation; translation. The transcript has 4 exons. Gene Ontology annotation, molecular function: GTP binding; translation elongation factor activity; GTPase activity. The coding region runs from base 188 to 1576 and encodes 462 amino acids. Lineage: Eukaryota; Metazoa; Arthropoda; Insecta; Diptera; Culicidae.
UGUGCUAGUGGACAAGGUGGAAAAACCAUCCAGAAAAUUGUGCGUGAAUUGCCGUUUUACCACCGGAUCAACCUGAAACCAUUUUCGGGAAACCUAGCGAGUGAUUUUGUGGAAUAGCACCAAGCCGAACCGGAUCUCAAUUAGUGUCGUUUGUGUUGAGUAAGCAGCAGCGGAAGCAGGUAGCAGAAUGGGCAAGGAAAAGACUCAUAUUAACAUCGUCGUCAUCGGACACGUCGAUUCCGGCAAGUCCACCACGACCGGUCAUCUGAUUUACAAGUGCGGCGGUAUCGACAAGCGUACCAUCGAGAAGUUCGAGAAGGAAGCUCAGGAAAUGGGUAAAGGCUCGUUCAAGUACGCUUGGGUUUUGGACAAGCUGAAGGCCGAACGUGAGCGUGGUAUUACCAUUGAUAUCGCCCUGUGGAAGUUCGAAACUGCUAAAUACUACGUCACCAUCAUUGACGCCCCCGGACAUCGUGAUUUCAUCAAGAACAUGAUUACCGGAACAUCGCAAGCUGAUUGCGCCGUGCUGAUCGUUGCCGCCGGUACCGGUGAGUUUGAGGCCGGUAUUUCCAAGAACGGACAAACCCGUGAGCACGCUCUGCUUGCUUUCACCUUGGGUGUCAAGCAGUUGAUUGUCGGUGUCAACAAGAUGGACUCCACCGAGCCACCGUACCACGAGGCUCGUUACGAGGAAAUCAAGAAGGAAGUUUCGUCGUACAUCAAGAAGAUCGGUUACAACCCGGCUUCCGUAGCUUUCGUUCCGAUUUCCGGAUGGCACGGUGAUAACAUGCUGGAACCAUCGGACAAGAUGCCAUGGUUCAAGGGAUGGGCCGUUGAACGCAAGGAAGGCAAGGCUGAGGGUAAGACCCUGAUCGAGGCCCUGGACAACAUUCUGCCACCGUCGCGUCCUACCGACAAACCACUGCGUCUGCCUCUGCAGGAUGUGUACAAAAUUGGCGGUAUCGGCACAGUCCCGGUCGGUCGUGUUGAAACCGGUAUCUUGAAGCCAGGUAUGGUGGUCGUUUUCGCUCCGGUUAACAUCACCACUGAGGUCAAGUCGGUUGAAAUGCACCACGAGGCACUGUCGGAGGCUCUGCCCGGCGACAACGUCGGCUUCAACGUCAAGAACGUCUCCGUCAAGGAGUUGCGCCGCGGCUAUGUCGCUGGCGAUUCCAAGGCCAGCCCCCCGAAGGGUGCUGCUGAUUUCACCGCUCAGGUCAUUGUCCUGAAUCACCCGGGCCAGAUUGCCAACGGGUACACCCCGGUGCUGGAUUGCCACACCGCUCACAUCGCGUGCAAGUUCGCCGAAAUCAAGGAGAAGUGCGACCGUCGUUCCGGCAAGGUCACCGAGGAGAAUCCCAAAUCGAUCAAGUCCGGCGAUGCGGCCAUCGUCAAUCUGGUGCCAAGCAAGCCGCUGUGCGUCGAAAGUUUCCAGGAGUUCCCACCGCUGGGACGUUUCGCCGUGCGCGAUAUGCGUCAAACCGUCGCCGUCGGUGUCAUUAAAUCGGUCAACUUUAAAGAGGCUACCGGUGGUAAAGUAACCAAAGCCGCCGAGAAGGCCCAAAAGAAGAAAUAACUAGAGACACUGGAACACCCGAGUACCGUAGCGGCAGCGAAGAGCACUGCUAGCAGCAACAACAGCAACACUACUAUAACUACUAUUAAACCAAACCAAUUCUCAACAUUAUUAUUAUUGAAUAAUGAUGA